Microtus ochrogaster (prairie vole) is the source of this 2852-nucleotide messenger RNA. It is a transcript of the gene Ing2, whose product is annotated as inhibitor of growth family member 2. Lineage: Eukaryota; Metazoa; Chordata; Mammalia; Rodentia; Cricetidae. Gene Ontology annotation, cellular component: nucleus. Gene Ontology annotation, biological process: positive regulation of DNA-templated transcription. The record is from RefSeq and is a predicted model, not a curated record.
CACUGAGACUCCGACAGGCACCGAGGCUGAUAGCGCGGAGAGAGGGCAGCGAGGGACUUGUCACGGGGAUCUGGGCGACCGGGCAGCUCCGGUAGUGUCUAGGGACUCCGGGGGUGACAGCCCGUGUCACCGCUCGGGAACCCGGCGCCAUCGGCCGCGGGGAACCCCGCUGCUCUCUUUUCCCCCCCGCGAGGGAGGGGGCCGGAGGGAGCCCAGGUCUCGCCCCGCCCCUGGGCUUGUUCCCGCGGGGGCGGGGAGUGAGGGUUUGUUCUUAGGGGGGGAGUGGAGAUCGGGGGACUCGGCGGUGCCCUCUCGAGCGGCGGCCGUGUCCCCGCGGCGCCGGGCGGCCGAGCGGAGGAGCGGCGGUCGUGGCUGUUGCAUGUGUGGCUGCUGGAUGCGGAGGCGGCGGCGGCGGCGGCGGCGAGGAGCAGCAGCAGCAGCGGCGGCGCCAGGAUGUUAGGGCAGCAGCAGCAGCUGUACUCGUCGGCCGCGCUCCUGACCGGAGAGCGGAGCCGGCUGCUCACCUGCUACGUGCAAGACUACCUGGAGUGCGUGGAGUCGCUGCCCCACGACAUGCAGAGGAACGUGUCGGUGCUGCGGGAGCUGGACAACAAAUACCAAGAAACUUUAAAGGAAAUUGAUGAUGUCUAUGAAAAAUAUAAGAAAGAAGAUGAUUCAAACCAGAAGAAACGCCUACAGCAACAUCUGCAGAGAGCGUUGAUUAAUAGCCAGGAAUUGGGAGAUGAAAAAAUUCAGAUUGUCACACAAAUGCUCGAAUUGGUGGAAAAUCGGGCAAGACAAAUGGAGCUGCACUCACAGUGUUUUCAAGAUCCUGCUGAAAGUGAACGAGCCUUAGACAAAGGAAAGAUGGAUUCUGGUCAGCCCGAGCGAUCUUCUAGAAGACCUCGAAGACAGCGAACCAGUGAGAGCCGUGAUUUAUGUCACAUGACAAAUGGGGUUGAAGACUGUGAUGAUCAGCCACCAAAAGAAAAGAAAUCCAAAUCCGCCAAGAAAAAGAAGCGCUCCAAGGCCAAGCAGGAAAGGGAAGCCUCGCCUGUUGAGUUUGCAAUAGAUCCCAAUGAACCUACCUACUGCUUAUGUAACCAAGUGUCUUACGGGGAAAUGAUAGGCUGUGACAAUGAACAGUGUCCCAUUGAAUGGUUCCACUUCUCAUGUGUUUCACUCACCUAUAAACCAAAGGGGAAAUGGUACUGCCCAAAGUGCAGGGGAGACAAUGAGAAAACAAUGGACAAAAGUACUGAAAAGACAAAAAAGGAGAGAAGAGCGAGGUAGUGAAGGCAGCCAUGUUUUAAAAGGGUUGUUUGUCUUUUAUAUAAUUGGUUUACUUUCAGAAAAUGUUUUAGGGUAAAUGCAUAAGACUAUGCAAUAAUUUUUAAUCAUUAGUAUUAAUGGUGUAUUAAAAGUUCUUGUACUUUGUCUGUGACCUUAAUUUUCUGCACUAAAUUACCAAAUAUUUUCUGCCAGGUAGUCCUGAGAGCAGGAGAGAGAGAGGAAAGAGCAAACUUCAAGUGGCUUCCCCAGCCACGUCUGCUUCAUUUUCACCUCAAACUCCCAUGCUGUUUUGGGGGUAAACACAAAUGUUUGCUAACAUCUCAGUUCGGUGUGCUUCAAAAUUUUAUCUAUUGUUGGAUUUCUCUGUCAACUUACCUUGGUGAUUUCAAAUUGCAAUGCUAUCCUGUUUAGAGAUUCUUAUUGGCUCCGCGUAUUCAUACGCUUGUUAAAUCUCUAGUCCUCCAGAAACCCUGGGAACUAGGGAGAAGUUAUGUGGUUCCAAGUGGAGUAAUGCACUCCUUCUGGAGUAUUUGCUGCUGGGCUUCCUUGGAGCCUCUGAUAACUGUCAGUUGUGGCCUCUGUAAAUGCCCUGCUGUUUCCGAACAGAUGCACUUCAGCUAGUGCUUGAUAAGGGGCUGCUUUUGUUUUGAUUGGGACAAGUAAGGCUAGUUAGUUAGUUAAUACCAAAACUCUGCCAUUGGUUCCUACUGGCACGGCAUCAUAGUUCAAGGCUGAAUAGUUUGAAGAUGUGUCUUGAUAUUUCCCAUGUGACCCACUGCUGGGAUGUGUAGCCACAGACCUGUCAGUGAGAAGAGGGCAUGUAUGAGUCUCUAAACAUUGCCUUUUCUGUCAAACAGUUAUUUUAGAUAGUUUCGCUGGGGGUUAGAAUUUAUUUCUAUCCCAAUGAGUAAUUAUACAUUAUUUUUAAUAAUAGUAUAUUUACCUUAACCUCUGGUAUUGGUGCUGUUUGAUGUUUUCAUGUUUAUUGAGCUAAUUUCAUUAUAACAAUACAAUUCAUAAUGUGUUUGUAAAUUGAACUUUCCGGGAUUUUGAUAUUUUCCUUUUGAUGAAUGUAUGUCCUUGCAUUGAGCAGGUUUUGGUUGUGGGGGGCAGUAGAUGAACUAGUUCUUUAACCCCACGUGUAGCGUGCUUCUUACUCACCAUUUCUUCCUAAUCUGAUGGUCUUGAUGCUUUUUGAUUAACACAUGUGAAAAAUCCUGUCUGCUUGUUUGGAAAAAAAAAGUUUUUUUUUUUCUUCAAGCUCUCUGUGUGACUUGUAGGCAUGUCAUUCACAUGUAAAAUGAGUUGGCUUGAAUGUCUCCAAGGCUCAUUUGAAAUCAUAGCAUUGUACUGUGGGGAAAGAUUUUAAUAAUGUAAUCGCUUGCUUUUCCCUUCAUUAAUGUCCUCCACCCUGAGGCAGGAAGACAGUUUAAGAUUAGAGGUGGUAAAGGAACAAUAUUUUAUUUCCGUCCCAAGGCCAUGUCGCUUGGUGACUAUUGCCAGUGACUAUCUUAUUUAAGCAAGAAUAUUGAGCAGAAUGAUAAAGAAUUUACUUUUAA